AUGGCAACUGCGCAAAUGCCUGCGGGUCCUCGGUCCGGCCGACUAGCCGACGACGCCGCUACAGCUGCACUCUACGCCGUCCAACCUCGACGCAAGGCGUCUGUUAAGGAUACACCCGAAGCCGAUCUCCCAUCCUUGAAUCAACGAAAAGCCGGCGGCGCUUUAGAUCUCAGCCAUGCCUCUGCUGGUGCCGCCCUGGCGCAUGCGAACCAAAAACCGAUCGAAGUAUGGCGCCCGGGGCGAUUGACCGAGGCCGAAAAAGCGGCGCUGUGUGUGAAGAACUUCUCCCCUCUCGAGAUACCCCAGCCCAGCACCCAAUACAGCGCCGAGGGCCUAGGAGCAGCGAUUAUUGCCGUGCGGGAGCAGAGGGCCAUGGCAAAUGCGUCGCAGACCCAGGCCAGCCAUAAGCAGGAUGUCUCAGCGCAGGAGAGCCGGCUGCAAGAUAAGGCGCGCCAAGCUGCGACGGGGGCUUAUGCCACCCGUCAGAGAUCGGAUUCUGCGCCGAGUCAACCGGUCAUCGCCUCCGACUCCCCAUAUGCUCUCUCUGCAGCAGGCGCCUCGCAUCGUGUUCAAACCGAAGGGGAAGAACCUCUGGGGCAUCUGGAUAGCGCGAUGGAAGCCAGCCGGAUCACCCACCUCGCCAAUACCAAUCCCCGUCUCUAUACCUCAUCGCCUCCUCUUGCAAGCGAAACAGUGGCACGGAACCGGAAGAAUUCUCUUCAUGCCGCAGCCCUUGUAAUGGCAAAAGACAUGUACGAUAUCACCGGUCCCACUGGCGAAUCGAGCAAACUCGACCCGGCGAUAUCUGCAGCCCAGCAAGGGCAAAACCAGUCUCGCUUGGGAAGGGCUGCUACUAUUUCAGGAGGCACUGCCGGGCAGCGAGCAUUAACCUUGCAAGAAACUGCCCAGAAGCGUGCUGCAGAGAAGUUGGCGCGUAUGCGAGACGAACAUGCCGAGCUCCAGCAAUACUAUGGGACUACUCCUCAACCUCCACGAUCCCGGCUGGCGAGUCGCCGAAAGAGAACUUCCAGCGAUGCUGACUCCACCCAGGUGGAUGCAGAGCAGUCCAGACAUAUUCGCAACCAAAUGUCAAGUCUCCGAACGAAGAUGCACAAGGUAGAUGAGCAAAGACAAAGGGAUCGGGACCUCCUUAUGGCGGCUGCUCGCCGCAAUGUCGAUGCCACAAUCCAUGACAUGGAGAUGAAAAUGUACUCCGACACCGGCCGAGCACCACCGUCUGUUCAAAAGCAGUGGGAUGAGGCAGCUCGGGAGCGCGUUCGACAAGAAGCUGAGGCUGCGGAGGCAGACAGUGCACGUGGAAAUCGGAUCAAUCUCGGCGCACACAAGUACAUGGAAAUGGCCGACAUCGAGGCAGUUGCGCGUUCCCGGGUUCAGCCGGCACUUGAUGAGAUAACUGAUCAAGCGGAGCGACGGAGAGCGGAGGAACUGGAGGCCCGUCUUGAUGCGGAGGAACAACAGAGACGUGCUGCUGUAGAGAAAGAGCGUGAAGCCAGCCUGAAGGCGGCCGAGGGACGAGAAGGAGGUUCAGAAAAGCGACACAGCAGAGGACUGAAAUUCCCCGUCUUCAUGUGGAAGCGGAAGAGUAAGCUCUCACAGGAAGACAAAGUGGAUGAUAAGGAAGAAAAGGUCGAUGAUAAAGAAGAAAAAGAAGCUUCUCUUGUCCCAGAACCCGAUACUGCCGAGGCCGUUGAAGAAGCCACCGAGCAGCCACCAUCAGCCCAGGGAGCCCUCGUCGCUCCUGAAAAUGUGGCCCUCUCGAGGAAUGUAAUCCAAGAGACGCCUCAAGAGGCACCUCAAGAGGCACCUCAAGAGGCACCUCAAGAGGCACCUCAAGAGGCACCUCAAGUGCAAACUCAAGAACCAAUACAGGCAGCAUCCAAUGAACCAGAGGCAGCCGGUGCAUCGAUGGUCCUUGCAGCUGCGCCCCCCGUCAUGGCGGCUGGCCCUGCUCCUAUUGCGGCGCCUGUGAGGAUUGUGUAUCCCUCUGACGAGUCCGAUGAGCAGCCAGGCCUCGCCACACAUCAUUCCAUCCCACGGGAUGCUGCUGCGACUGGGGGAGGAGUGUCAGCUAUGCACACCGUUCAGCCCAUCACUAGCCCACGAGCAGAUUCGAAGUUGAAGACCUGGUUCCGCGAUCGACUCGUUCGUCGUACAAGUGGGCCGCAGCCUGUUUAUCCCCACCAACCCGGUCCUGAUUUCAACACCGAUAGCGAAAUCGGAUUCACAGGAGGCGCGGCAUUGAGCGGACGAAGUGAGAAUCGUGGAGCGGCGCUGAGCUCUCACCCGGUCACUGGAGCUGAUCUUGACUCCAAUAAUACCAAUGGCAACGUUGAAGUGACCAAGACUACCAGUGAAGAGUCCGGAGACAACCCUCAAAUUGAACAAAACGGCUCCAGCGAGGGCAAGAGGCAUCGCCUCCGGCGGAGCUUUAUGAAGACCGUUUCCCGCAAUCCAGAGUCUAAAACCAAUGGAGCCACCAGCAAACAACCGACUUCUGAUGUUAUUUCCGAGUCUAAGGAAGCUGGCCCCGAGCUCCAAGGCCUGCGGGACAGUGCCAUCGAGCAGGGCCUUCCCGUUCCUCCUGUUUUUGCAGACACAGUCAGCACUGGCCGGGAGUCGCGAUUUUCUGAAGAUCUGUGA
Penicillium macrosclerotiorum is the source of this 2661-nucleotide messenger RNA. RefSeq lists its product as uncharacterized. The transcript is spliced from 4 exons. Lineage: Eukaryota; Fungi; Ascomycota; Eurotiomycetes; Eurotiales; Aspergillaceae. The record is from RefSeq and is a predicted model, not a curated record. Gene Ontology annotation, biological process: eisosome assembly. Bases 1 to 2661 code for a protein of 886 amino acids.